AAUAAGCUGAACAGACUCUGACCACUGGCUUUCAACUCACCAAAACUUUCUACCUACUUUUCCUUUUGUGGCCCAUGUGCUACAUCCUCUGCCCUCAGUGUGCAACUGGCCCCCAACGCAAUGUGUGUUUGUCAAACCAUGGAAGUGGGGCAGUAUGGCAAGAACGCAAGUCGGGCUGGAGACCGGGGAGUCCUCCUGGAGCCCUUCAUCCACCAGGUGGGCGGACACAGCAGCAUGAUGCGCUACGACGACCACACUGUGUGCAAACCCCACAUCUCCCGCGAGCAACGCUUCUAUGAAUCCCUUCCGCCUGAAAUGAAGGAGUUCACUCCUGAGUAUAAAGGCGUGGUGUCUGUCUGUUUUGAGGGAGACAGUGAUGGUUACAUCAACCUGGUGGCCUAUCCUUAUGUGGAAAGUGAGACUGUGGAGCAAGAUGACACACCAGAGCGGGAGCAGCCGCGGCGCAAACACUCCCGCCGGAGUCUUCACCGGUCGGGCAGUGGCAGUGACCACAAGGAGGAAAAAGCCAGCCUGUCCCUUGAGCCCAGUGAGAGCUCCCAGGAGGCAAAGAGUCCAAAGGUAGAGCUACACAGCCACUCAGAUGUCCCCUUCCAGAUGCUGGAUGGCAACAGUGGUCUGAGCUCUGAGAAGAUCAGCCACAACCCCUGGAGCCUGCGCUGCCACAAACAGCAGCUGAGCCGCAUGCGCUCUGAGUCCAAGGACCGAAAGCUCUACAAGUUCCUUCUGCUGGAGAAUGUGGUGCACCACUUCAAGUACCCCUGCGUGCUGGACCUGAAGAUGGGCACCCGGCAGCAUGGCGAUGACGCAUCUGCUGAGAAGGCAGCCCGACAGAUGAGGAAGUGCGAGCAGAGCACAUCCGCUACACUGGGUGUCAGGGUUUGUGGCAUGCAGGUAUACCAGCUGGACACAGGGCAUUACCUCUGCAGGAAUAAGUACUAUGGCCGGGGGCUUUCCAUCGAAGGGUUCCGCAAUGCUCUCUACCAGUACCUGCACAAUGGCCUGGACCUGCGACGUGACCUCUUUGAGCCCAUCUUGAGCAAACUUCGGGGCCUCAAAGCUGUGUUGGAGCGGCAGGCUUCCUACCGCUUUUACUCCAGCUCGCUGCUGGUCAUCUAUGAUGGAAAGGAGUGCCGGCCCGAGCCCUUUCAGGACCGCAGGUCCGAGAUGCGUCUCAAGCACCUGGACAUAGGGCUCCCAGAAGUGGCAUCACCGUGUGGCUCCAGCACCAGCCCUGGCAGCACCAGCCCUGAGGCAGGCCCCCCCUCUCCUCCCAAGGUGGAUGUCCGCAUGAUCGACUUUGCACACAGCACGUUCAAGGGUUUCCGGGAUGACCCCACCGUGCAUGAUGGGCCAGACCGAGGCUAUGUAUUUGGCCUGGAGAACCUUAUCAGCAUCAUGGAACAGAUGCGGGACGAAAAUCAGUAGGCCCAGCUAUGGGCGCCCAGAACCCCUUCUUCACCCACAGGCAGGGACCAUCGCUCUGAACUCACCGUGAGGACACACAGACUUUGCUUUUAAAGGGUUAUAUUUCUCUUUGGUGUAAACUAAAAGAAAUGUUUUUAGCUGUAGCCUGGAAUCCAUAUAUAUGCAGUGAAGGAGGGCAGCACACAUAUCCUCUCAGCCAGGGCUCCU
Molecule: messenger RNA, 1653 nt
Organism: Elephantulus edwardii (Cape elephant shrew)
Lineage: Eukaryota; Metazoa; Chordata; Mammalia; Macroscelidea; Macroscelididae
Gene: IP6K1
Product: inositol hexakisphosphate kinase 1
Exons: 5
Coding region: 121-1446 (441 amino acids)
Biological process (GO): inositol phosphate biosynthetic process; phosphatidylinositol phosphate biosynthetic process
Cellular component (GO): nucleus; cytoplasm
Molecular function (GO): inositol hexakisphosphate kinase activity
Source: RefSeq, a predicted model, not a curated record